UGCACACCGCUUCCGGUUGGAACGCUAACGAAAACUGCAUUGUCGCCACCAUUUGUGCCCAUAGGCUCCAGUGUCCCGGGCUGGAAUUUAACCCCCAAACGUUUUACAGUAAAAUGGUCGUUUGUGCGCGGUUUCAGUAUUUCUCUUAAGCGUGCUACGGAAAACGGCGACGUCGCGUUUACAAUUCUUCCGGAGUCUUCGUGUGUACGAAUAUCCCGCAACAUAACCUAGCCUUCUGCAGCUAGCGACGGACUCGUUGAAAAAAUGAACAGCAACACGAACGUGAUUCAGGUGACCAAUGUGUCUCCAAGCACCACCUCUGAACAAAUGAGAACUUUGUUCGGGUUCCUUGGAAACAUAGAAGAGUUGAAGUUAUUCCCUCCAGAUGACUCUCCCUUGCCUGUGACUUCACGUGUCUGUUUUGUAAAGUUCCGCGAGACUGAGUCGGUCGGGGUGUCCCAGCACCUGACGAACACGGUCUUCGUCGACCGGGCCCUGAUUGUGGUUCCAUUCGCAGAAGGAGCUAUUCCUGAUGAGUCUAAAGCUCUGUCUCUGCUGGCUCCAGCCAAUGCUGUGGCAGGGAUGAUGCCUGGGGGAGGCCUUCUCCCCACGCCCAAUCCUCUUGCAUCGAUGGGAGGGCAGCCGUUCGGAGGGAUGGGAGGUCCCAACAUGGAACAAAUGGCCGCCAUGGGAAUGCAAGGCCAUAACAUGAACCCCCAGGCUAUUUCCGCUGACUUCCUAAAGCUGAUGCAGUCCAUGGACCCAAAUAGGUUGAACCAUAUGGCGGCGGGGAUGAACCUGAACCAAGCCAUGAAGGCCGACGCCUCCAACAAGGAGAUCGAGGAGGCCAUGAAGAGGGUCCGGGAAGCCCAGUCCCUCAUCUCGGCAGCUAUUGAACCAGGCAUUAAGAAGGAAGAGAAACGCAAACAUUCCCGCUCACGGUCGAGGUCACGGCGCCGGAGGUCCCGGUCUCGUUCACGACACAGGCGAUCCAAGAGCAAGUCCCGCCGUAGGUCCCACUCCCGCAGCAGGAAGAGAUCCAAGAGCCCCCGCAGGCGAAGGACCCACUCCCGGGACCGCAGCCGCCGCAGCAGGUCCAGGGAGAGGAGGAAGGAGGAGAAGGCCAAGAAGCGUUCAAAGACCCCACCGAAGAGCUACAGCAGUGCCAGGAGAUCUCUAAGCACUAGCCGCAGGCGCAGACGAAGCCGUACCGUGUCUCGAUCCCCCAAGAGGAAGCCCUCCAAGUCUCCUUCACCCAGACGGCACAAGAAGGAGAAGAAGAAGGAGAGGGAAAGGGAGAAGGAUCGGGACCGGGACAGGAAGGAGGUCCGCGCCCGCAGCCGAGACGAGAGGGAGCGCUCGUCCAGCAAGAAGAAGAAGAGCAAGGACAAGGAGCGGGAGCGCGAGCGCAAGUCUGAGAGUGAGAAAGGCGACGUGAAGUUAGAAAAACCUAAGGAGGGGUACACACUUAAAGAUAGUGGGCCAGAUUCCCCCCAACCGGCGAUGGUGACCCGCAACUACGAUGAGGAGGAGCAGGGCUACGACAGCGACAAGCCUGUCAAGGAGGAGGAGGAAGAGGAUGUGGACGAGGAGGAGGAGGAGGAUGAAGAAGAGGAGGAGGAGGGGAAGAGCGACGAAUCAGAAGCAGCGUCGCCGCCCCCAAAACCCCACCGGGAAUUUGAGGGCCCCAUGGAAGCCCCCCCGAAGAAGUCCAAACAGAACGGAGAUGACCACCACCAAGCCGACAUGGAUAUGAGUGACUGAGAGAACACACACUCUCACACACACACACCCCUUGAGCUCUCACAUAGGCCACUGAAUUUCUGUUAGUGUUCCCUGAAAAGUUAAAAACCGUUUUCCGGGUGUUUUUAAGUCUUAACUGCAGGAAAACCAGUUUGUUUCCGUUGUAGUGUUUUUUGUUGUUUUUUCUUUUUUAUAUUCUCCCCCGUCGUCUCUUUCUGGACCACAUCCUAGACGCAUACUGUAGUUCUGUUUGAUAUGAAGUUUUUAAUUUCUACUCGACAGUGUGUAGACCAUCGGCAUAGGAUGGCGGUCAACCAAACAGUUAACGUAAGAUGUGGUUUUAAAUUGUCAAUAAAUGAAUACGGUGAAGGCUCUCUUUGUUUUUAGCUAUUUUUGUUCAUGAAAAUGUUACUCUUCCUAUUUGCUGGACAUAAAAAUGCUAACUUUAAUUUGACGUGGCAUACUUGUGUCCUGAAAUUUUUAAUUUAUGUAAGAAGAAUCAUUUUGCUUCUAAAUGCUAAAAGUAAAGUUUUUCAUCAGUUGGAGGCUAGGCAGAAUACUUUGUGUACAUGACUGAAGCCUGUCAGUCAACCCAACUCCUGCCUCUUGUACUUGUCAUCUGUAGAUUAAGAUUGUUUGUGAAUUGUUACUAUGAACCUUUACCGAUACACAUUUUACAAGGACUAAUAAAACUGGGCAAAAAUAAGUUUGUGUAUAUUUGCAGUUAAGUCUGAAUAUUUAAAUGGUUCAUAGCGCCAUGAGUCAUCUUGUUGAAUAAAGGUAAAGGCAAAAUGAAAAUAUCACCACAGAAUCAAAUCACUUGUUUAGUCAAUACCACAGACAAAUGUAUGAAAAUGAGUGAGUAUUAAAUGUAGGUCAAUGGGUUGAAAGUAUAUAUAUUUACUGUUGCAAAAAGGAUUGCUAACCAAAUACCCUGUGGCUAUUUCAAAAUAGCCAAAAAUGAUUGCUAACCAAAUGCCCUUUGGCUAUUUUAAAAUAGCCAUUAUAACGAAGGCGUCCUUAAA
Molecule: messenger RNA, 2768 nt
Organism: Gadus chalcogrammus (walleye pollock)
Lineage: Eukaryota; Metazoa; Chordata; Actinopteri; Gadiformes; Gadidae
Product: serine/arginine-rich splicing factor 11-like
Exons: 13
Coding region: 265-1764 (499 amino acids)
Cellular component (GO): nucleoplasm
Molecular function (GO): RNA binding
Source: RefSeq, a predicted model, not a curated record